Symbiodinium necroappetens is the source of this 4620-nucleotide messenger RNA. The record is from the annotation of a GenBank genome assembly. NCBI's taxonomy places the organism in Eukaryota, Dinophyceae, Suessiales, Symbiodiniaceae.
AUGAUUGUCGUCGGCUGGGAUGGCACAGACAAUAUCGCCAGCCUGGGCAGCCUGCCCCUGGAUUUACCCGAAGGCGACUAUCAACUGCUGGAUGCGGUGUCUGACCUGCAGGUUACCGGCUGGGGCUUAGGCAGCUAUCAGUUCAGCCGAUAUAAACAACCCACCCGGCAGGCAGCAAGGCUGCUGAUCCCCGCUGACAACAACGCCGCAAGCAUCAUCAAUAUCUGCACCGCCACCUGCCUGACCCGAGAUCUGAUCAAUACCCCGGCCCAGGACAUGGCGCCUUCACACCUUGAAGCUGAAGUCACCGCGCUGGCUGAGCAGUUUGAAGCGCAAUGUCAGAUCACCCGCGGCGAUGAACUGCUUGACCUGGAGUGUGGAGCCAUCCACGCCGUCGGUCGCGCAGCGGAUGAUGCGCCUCGUCUUAUCGAUCUAACCUGGGGUGAUCCUGAACAUCCAAAAGUGACGCUGGUCGGAAAAGGGGUGACUUUUGACAGCGGUGGCCUGGACAUCAAACCACCAAACGCCAUGCGUUGGAUGAAAAAAGAUAUGGGUGGCGCCGCCAACGUCAUUGGCCUGGCUUAUCUGAUCAUGGCCCAGGCGCUGCCAGUACGACUGCGCGUACUUGUACCCGCGGCGGAAAAUGCUAUUGCCGGUAAUGCCUUCCGACCAGGUGACGUCCUGCACACCCACAAAGGGUUAACAGUGGAGAUUGACAAUACCGACGCCGAAGGACGUUUGUUGCUUUGUGAUGCGCUGUCCAUUGCCUGCGAAGAUAAACCUGAGCUGAUUUUUGACUACGCGACCCUCACCGGCGCCGCGCGCGCGGCUGUGGGGGCGGAACUUUCAGCCAUGUUCUGUAACCAUGAUGGACUCGCUGCCGAUCUUCACCAACACGGCGACGAGAUUGACGACCCGCUCUGGCGUAUGCCGCUGCACCAGGGUUACAACUUCAUGAUUGAGUCAAAGAUUGCCGACGUGGUGAAUUCUGCUGCCUCACCUUACGCAGGUGCUAUUACCGCCGGGCUGUUUCUGCAGAAAUUUGUCGACCAUGAUCGUGGCGAGGCAAUGGGUUUGCGAGCGGUCUACAACUACCUGGCGGCAACUUAUGGGGGCUUGAUUGCGGCUAUCGCGCAGGACGCCACCUCCCGCCAGGUACUCAUGCUCGCAUGGAUGGAUCGCACGGCGAUCGAACGGACCAUUGAACAGGGCCAGGUAUGGUACUUUUCCCGCAGCCGCAACACCUACUGGCGCAAAGGCGAAUCUUCCGGACAUACCCAGCAACUGAAAAGCAUGGCGUUCGACUGCGACGGUGACGCCGUGCUGCUGGAAGUGAACCAGACUGGACCGGCCUGUCACACUGAUCGUCCACACUGCUUUUAUCUGCAGGUGCAGGGACAGCAGGUUGUUGUUAUGCCAGAGAUUUACUUCCACAACACGCUGAGCGGUAAAAAAGAGCUUUUUACCCCCAUUGAUCCAGAGCGGGUAACGGUAUAUGUCUGCGGCCCAACGGUGUACAACUUUGUACACAUCGGCAAUGGUCGACCUGCGGUAGUUUUUGAUGUGCUGACACGCCUGCUGCGCAGCAUCUAUCCUCAUGUCAGCUACGCCCGCAACGUCACCGACAUCGACGACAAGAUUAAUGCCGCGGCACUGGCGAACGGUGAGCCGAUCCAGGCGCUUGCAGAUCGCUUCACCAGCGCUUACGAAAAAGACAUGACCACCCUGGGUGUUAUACCCCCGGAUGUUGCACCCCGGGCGACACACCACAUCGAUGAAAUUGUGGCCAUGAUCGAAGAGCUGAUUGCCAGCGGGCACGCGUACGCGAACGAAGGGCAUGUGUUGUUUGAUGUGCCUUCAGACCCCAGCUACGGCAGCCUUUCCCGGCGCUCACUGGAAGAUAUGCUGGACGGCGCCCGUGUUGAAGUGGCGCCUUAUAAAAAGGACCCAAAAGACUUUGUCUUGUGGAAACCAUCCAGCAAAGAGCAGCCUGGUUGGCCCAGCCCCUGGGGAGUCGGCAGACCGGGUUGGCACAUUGAGUGCUCGGCGAUGAUUCGCAAACAUCUCGGCCGCAGUAUCGAUAUUCAUGGCGGCGGCUCAGACCUGACCUUCCCGCAUCACGAAAAUGAAGCGGCCCAGAGUCGCUGCGCGAAUCAUACGCCGGACUACGUCCGCUACUGGUUGCAUAACGGCAUGCUCACCAUGGGUGGUGAGAAGAUGUCCAAAUCCGUAGGGAAUGUGCACACUAUUCAUGAGCUCGCGGAGCAGUACAGUGGCGAAGUGCUGCGCUACGCAUUGUUAGCGGGUCAAUAUCGCUCACCCCUGGCCUGGUCUGAUGACCUUAUUCAACAGGCCCAAUCGAGCCUCGACAGUUUGUAUCAGGCGCUGCGGGAUAAACCUGUCGAUGCCGAGGAAACAAAAGACUUUUCUCAGUUGGACAGCAGCGCGUUUCCUGAAGCUGUUGUGGCGGCGUUAUGUGAUGACCUGAAUACACCCGAGGCACUGGCCGCAAUGCAUGAGCUGGCUGCGGAUCUACAGAAAGCGGACAAUCAAACAGCCAUCCAGAGCGCCCGACAACGUCUGCUAGCAGGUGGCUGGUUGCUGGGUUUGUUAGCGCAGGAUGCAGAGACAUAUUUUACCGCUGCCGGUGGCGAGUUAGGCGCGGGUGAUUUAAGCGCUGAUGAAAUCGAUGCACUGGUAGAGGCACGUAAUGCUGCGCGCGCCAACAAAGACUUCGCCGGCGCCGAUCAGAUACGGGAUCAGCUGGCUGCCGCGGGCAUAGAGCUUGAAGAUCUGCGCGAAGGAACCCGCUGGCGCCGUGAUGCACUCGAACAGGUCGGCUAUCAGCCUGAUCGUGAACAGGUUCGUUUCGCGGCAUCCGGCUACCUGCUAACCGAACUGCCGCUGGGCAAAUUCACCUCGGACCGUUACGGCACUCACCACGUCAACAUUGAACACCAGGCACUACUGAACCUGCUCACGCCUGACUUCCCCUUAACCGACAAGCUCGAAACAGCGCCCGAACAACAAGCGCUGGAACAGAACCACUCCCUGCUGUUGGAUUGUGCUCCGGGACCAGGUCCAUCGAGCACGCCUACCCACGAGUUAUGGCAUGCAACCGCGCCAUUUGAACCUAACAUCGCCAAGGCAAACAUGACCUGGCUGGGCAGAGGGCAAACCUGCUGGCAGUUUGCCACGCCAAGCGCUCUGCACUAUGUUUUUGCCACUCCAGUGAACGAACCAUUUGUCAGCAAUGAAUGGCAUAGCAGCCUGCAGGCGCCGCUGGCAGGCGCUGAACAGGUGUUACGAUUUGACGCCCUCAACACUUCAGUGCGCGAACACUGGUAUGCAGGACAUGUUGCCUACCUGGGAGAUGCCUGUUACACAGCCAAUCCGUUCAGCCGCGAAACCCGCCAUAUCGGAUUGGAAGAUGCAUGGGUAUUGAGUCGCAUGAUGGACAACUACGAGGAAGACAUUGGCGAUGGCCUGCGCGAGUAUCAGAAAUACCGGCGCCCCCGAGUGCAAAAAGUAGCCGCCAAGAAUGCACUGGCGGCACAGCAGCAUUUGCCAACCGAUAAACUAGGUCGCAUCAGAAGAAAUAUCAGCCUGGCAUUUGGCACACGCUUCAUGCCCGAGAUUGCCAUGCAAAAAAUUGAUUGGCUGUACAGCUAUGACAGCAUUCUGCCUGCACUACACGAUUACAUACGUAUUCCAAACAAAUCACCCAGUUUCGAUUCUGACUGGGAAGCCAACGGUUUUAUGCUCGAGGCGGCACAGAUGCUGCUGGCGUGGACCAGCCAGGUCACAAUCGACGGACUGCAGGCGGAGAUCAUCACGCUGCCGGGUCGUACCCCGCUGAUUUUCUGCGAAGUUUCCGCAACCAAUGGCCAUAACGCAGCCACUGAUCCCUGCGUACUGCUGUACGGCCACUAUGAUAAACAACCGGAAUUCGACGGCUGGGAACCUGGUCUGUCACCCUGGGAGCCGGUUGAACGCGACGGCAAGCUAUAUGGUCGCGGUGGCGCUGAUGAUGGCUACGCUUUAUUUUCCUGCCUGACCGCCAUCGAGGCGAUGCAACAAGCCAACCUGCCGCACCCGCGCUGCGUUGUUCUGAUUGAAGGCUGCGAAGAGAGCGGCAGUUUUGAUCUGCCUCAUUACAUGGAUCAUCUGCGCUCACGCAUCGGCAGCACAGAACUGGUGAUCUGCCUGGAUGCAGAGUGUGGCAACUACGAUCAACUGUGGGUGACCACGUCGUUGCGCGGCAUGUUACCCGGCGUGCUGAGCGUGGACAUCCUGACCGAGGGACAACACAGUGGCGCAGCCGGAGGCAUUGUGCCCUCCUCUUUCCGCAUCAUGCGCCAUCUGAUUGAGCGGGUGGAAAACGCUGCAACAGGAGAAUUACACAACGCCCUCUCGGUUGUGAUCCCCGAUGCGAUAGAAAGGGCUGCGCGGGAUGUCGCCCAGGUGGUUGGCCCCGAAGUGAUCCAUCGCUUUCCCUGGGUAGACGGCGCCAGUAUCGAUACGGAUGAUCUUGCUGAUCUGAUUGUAACCAAUACCUGGCGACCCAGUAUGGCGACAGUCGGGCUUGCCGGUGCACCGGACAUCCACGACGCAGGUUAA